AUGGAUUUUACUCUCUGCUCCGACACAAUCCAAGGACCCGGUCUGGUCCAGCGAGCGCAGGCCCGCUGCGCACUCACCUCCGAUUCUGGUUCCGCCGCGCUCACCGUUCAGGCGCCUCCUUCCAUGGUGUUCGCAUCCAUCUCCAGCGUCUCCAGGCCGAAGCGCCUCGCCUCGGCCUGGCCUUCCAGCCGCCUCAGCCUCCCUUCCCCUCCCUUCUGUCGGAGCCCACCUGGCGACCCUCAGGCCCCUUUGCCCCGCGCUCUGACGCAGGACGGGCCGCUGAAUGCCGGCGAAGAACAUCCCCCAACACCUUCCACGGGAGGCCCGCCGCCUCGGCCUCACGCGGAGCUCCUGGGCCUGCAGAUCUCAGGCCCGAUGAGUCCGAAUUCACAGCUUUUAGCAAGAUCCCCAGGUGAUCUCCCUGCCCCGGGAAAUUGGCGGCCAAACACGAAACACCGGGGCUGCUCCGAGACUCGCGGUCUCGGCUCGAUGCGGCAGUGA
Messenger RNA from Rangifer tarandus platyrhynchus (Svalbard reindeer), 501 nucleotides. Lineage: Eukaryota; Metazoa; Chordata; Mammalia; Artiodactyla; Cervidae. The record is from the annotation of a GenBank genome assembly.